AUGAAAGGAAUGUUUCAAAAUGAAAGUGCUAUUUCGGUGGUUGGUAAUAAUGAUCUGUGUGGAGGUAUUCCAAAAUCGCGUCUUCCUCUCUACCCAUCCUCAAAGUCUAACAAGAAUAAGCUCUCUCACAAGACAAAAGUGAUACUCACUAGUGUGGUUGUUCUUGUGUUAAGUUCAAUUUUGUUGGUUUGCUUAUUCAUAUUCCUUCAUUGGCGACGUGUUUCAAGAAAGAAGGCCUUUUCGGUGCCAUCACUCAAGCACCAUCUGUUACGGGUUUCUUAUGUAGAGCUUUUGAAAGCUACUGAUGGAUUCUCAGAGGACAAGCUAAUUGGUGUUGGGAACUAUGGUUCUGUUUACAAAGGAAUUCUUGACCAAGUUCAGACAAAAGUGGCUGUGAAAGUACUCAAUCUCCAACGUAGAGGAGCUUCUAAAAGUUUUAUGUCAGAAUGCAAAGCACUAAGAACCAUAAGACAUAGAAAUCUCUUGAAAAUUUUGAGUGCUUGUUCUAGUGUGGAUUUCCAAGGUAAUGAAUUUAAGGCUUUGGUGUAUGAGUUUAUGGCCAAUGGAAUCUUAGAGAAAUGGUUGCAUCAUGAUGGAAUCGAAAAUAAUGGACAAGAAGAAGAAUCUAGAAAUCUAAAGUUUAUUCAAAGGCUAAACAUUGCCACAGAUGUUGCUUCUGCAAUUGAGUAUCUUCACUGUCAUUGUGACUCAACAAUUAUUCAUGGUGAUCUAAAGCCGAGGAAUGUUCUUUUGGAUGAUGAGAUGAUCGCUCAUGUUGGAGACUUUGGGUUAGCCAAAAUUAUCUCCACUAUUUCAAAUGAGGUGGUACAACAUCAGAGCAAUUCAACUGCAAUAAGGGGAACUAUAGGCUAUGUUGCUCCAGGUAUGGGUUCUUUAUAA
Messenger RNA from Camellia sinensis, 900 nucleotides. NCBI's taxonomy places the organism in Eukaryota, Viridiplantae, Streptophyta, Magnoliopsida, Ericales, Theaceae. The record is from RefSeq and is a predicted model, not a curated record.